AACCUGCUGUCAAGACCAGGCACAAUGAACUCCUCCUUCCACCUGCACUUCCUGGACCUUCAGCUGAACACCACAGAGGGCAACGUCUCAGGGCCGAGUGUGGGGAACAUGUCCUCUCCGUGCGAGGACAUGGGCAUGGCAGUGGAGGUGUUCCUGACCCUGGGCCUCCUCAGCCUGCUGGAGAACAUCUUGGUCAUUGGGGCCAUCGCGAGGAACAAGAACCUCCAUGUGCCCAUGUAUUUCUUUGUGUGCAGCCUGGCAGUGGCCGACAUGCUGGUGAGCUUGUCCAACUCCUGGGAAACCAUCACCAUCUACCUGAUCGCCAACAAGCACCUAGUGCUGUCAGACGCCUCCGUGCGGCACCUGGACAACGUGUUCGACUCCAUGAUCUGCAUCUCCUUGGUGGCCUCCAUGUGCAGCCUGCUGGCGGUGGCGGUGGACCGCUACUUGACCAUCUUCUACGCACUGCGCUACCAGCACCUCAUGACCGGGCGGCGCUGCGGCGCCAUCAUCGCUGGCAUCUGGGCCCUGUGCACGGGCUGCGGCCCGGUCUUCAUCGUGUACUACGAGUCCACGUACGUCGUGGUCUGCCUUGUCGCCAUGUUCCUGACCAUGCUGCUCCUCAUGGCCUCCCUGUACGCGCACAUGUUCCUCCAGGCUCGCGCUCACGUCCGGCGCAUCGCGGCACUGCCCGGGUACCACUCCGCUCGGCAGAGGACCAGCAUGAAGGGCGCCGUGACCUUGGCCAUGCUGCUGGGCGUCUUCAUCGUGUGCUGGGCCCCCUUCUUCCUCCACCUCAUCCUGAUGAUUUCUUGCCCUCAGAACCUCUACUGCUCUUGCUUUAUGUCUCACUUCAACAUGUACCUCAUCCUCAUUAUGUGUAACUCUGUGAUCGACCCUCUGAUAUACGCCUUCCGCAGCCAGGAGAUGCGCAAGACCUUCAGGGAGCUCAUCUGUCUCCACGGCUUCCCAGCAGCCUGUAGGUUCCCUAGCAGGUACUAGACGAAAAGUUCUCCCUGCAGCUCUUCGCCUGCACUGUCCUUAGAUAAGGUGGUUUAGAAACAGCCAGACCAGGCAGUUCCUGUUGUGGC
Phacochoerus africanus (Common warthog) is the source of this 1091-nucleotide messenger RNA. It is a transcript of the gene MC5R, whose product is annotated as melanocortin 5 receptor. The transcript has a single exon. Gene Ontology annotation, biological process: G protein-coupled receptor signaling pathway. The record is from RefSeq and is a predicted model, not a curated record. Gene Ontology annotation, molecular function: melanocortin receptor activity. Bases 25 to 1002 code for a protein of 325 amino acids. NCBI's taxonomy places the organism in Eukaryota, Metazoa, Chordata, Mammalia, Artiodactyla, Suidae. Gene Ontology annotation, cellular component: membrane.